Messenger RNA from Oryza sativa Japonica Group (Japanese rice), 948 nucleotides. RefSeq names its product peptidyl-prolyl cis-trans isomerase. The record is from RefSeq and is a predicted model, not a curated record. Gene Ontology annotation, molecular function: peptidyl-prolyl cis-trans isomerase activity. NCBI's taxonomy places the organism in Eukaryota, Viridiplantae, Streptophyta, Magnoliopsida, Poales, Poaceae. Gene Ontology annotation, biological process: protein folding; protein peptidyl-prolyl isomerization.
CCAUCAUCUCCUCUUCUCACAAGUCUCAAACCAAGAGACAACAAGUCACAAUUUCUCAUAGACAAGUAGCUAUCUAUCUCUAUCUAGCAAGCUAGCUAGGUUGCUUGCAUUCUCUCCUCUCUCUCUUCCUGUGUCACCAAUGGCGCCGGCGGCGUCCUCCAAGUCCAACCCAAGGGUGUUCCUUGACAUCGCCAUCGGCGGCGAGUGGGUUGGCCGCGUGGUGAUCGAGCUGCUCGCCGACAAGGUGCCCGACACGGCGGAGAACUUCCGGCGGCUGUGCACCGGCGAGCGCGCCGGGCGCUCCGGCAAGAGCAGGCUCCACUACAAGGGGUCGGCGUUCCACCGCGUGGUGCCCGGGUUCAUGUGCCAGGGCGGCGACAUCACGGCCGGGAACGGCACCGGCGGCGAGUCGGCGCUGGACGGCGCCGCGAGGCACUUCCCCGACGAGGGGUUCGCGGUGAAGCACGACGGGCCCGGGGUGGUGUCCAUGGCGAACGCCGGGCCCAACACCAACGGCUCCCAGUUCUUCAUCACCGUCGACAAGGCGCCGUGGCUGGACGGCCGCCACGUCGCGUUCGGCCGCGUCGUCGCCGGGAUGGGCGCCGUCCGCGCCAUCGACAGGACGGGAACCUGGAGCGGCAAGACGGUGAAGCCCGUCGUCAUCACCGACUGCGGCGUGCUCUAGAAAUACAUAUACAUACGUAUAUAUGCCAGUGUAUACCGUAUACGUACGUGUACCGGUGUACGUACGUAUGCUGUACGGUUCGGUAUACAUUAAAAUUGUGUCUACUCUAGCUACUGUGUGAUGAGCGUAUGAGAGUGUUAGCUGAUGUAAUUUUUUGAGGUUGCGACAUGGUGGUUACAAACUAUCGAGGACGUUAGCUGCCUCACUGAUGGUGACUUAAUCUAGCUACCAGAUAAUAAAAUUGAGUGAUUGAGCACAUAAAA